CGAACUCGCAAAGCUGAGGCAGAGAAGAAAUCGGCGCGAGAACGGUUGGAGAGCAAGCUCACGCGCAACCCUAAAGGUACAACAGCGCUUCCCCUGAAAUGGCUUCCCCAAGUGCAGAGAUACAGGUAAAGGAGCUGGAUAAGCGCGCUUCUGGCCAAGCCUUUGAAGUCAUUCUGAGUCCCACCGCCCCAGACGCCAAGGGGGAGUUCCCUCUGUCCCCCCCAAAAAAGAAGGACCUGUCUUUGGAGGAGAUCCAGAGGAAGCUGGAGGCUGCAGAGGAGCGCCGCAAGUCCCAUGAAGCGGAGGUCCUAAAGCACUUGGCCGAGAAGCGGGAACACGAGAAAGAGGUGCUUCAGAAGGCCAUGGAGGAAAACAACAACUUCAGCAGGAUGGCAGAGGAGAAGCUGAACAUGAAAAUGGAAGCCAACAAAGAGAACCGCACCGCGCGCAUGGCGGCGCUCAACGAGAAGUUCAAGGAGAAGGACAAGAAACUCGAAGAGGUUCGAAAGAAUAGAGAGACCAAAGAAGGAGGGGAAAACUGAGUUUUUGCAUUUUGGGGUUCGGGUUUUUUACGUAUCCAAAGAUUUAUUUUUGUUUCUGUUUCAUGGCCAGUAUUUUUCUUUGGUUUUGUUCACUGCCCACCUUGUUACUCUGAAAGAAGUAGAGGAAGUACAGAAGUUCACGGUUUAGUUUUCUCCUUUUUGAGUGUACUCGCAAAGGCUUUGGUGUGGAUAUUCUUUGUUGCAUCGGGUUCUUUUCUACCUGUAGACUGUCAUCGCAGCUUUUGACCGUUGAAAUAAGCAGUGUUUUUACCUAUAAGGAAGCAUGUCACUUAUGCAUAGGUCCUUAACAUUGUCUAUUGCAUUGUGCAAGUUAAUCUGUGCGUGUGUGUCAAAACUGCUGUUCGAGCUUAAAGUUGCACAGUUUUUUCGAGUCAUGUUCGGUUUAGCCUUUUCACGCUGGUAUGGUAUCGGCCUUCUUGUGUUAAGAAUCCACUAGUCUUGCUCCUAGAUCCCUUCUCAAGAGUCCUGACAUCCACCCUGCUUCUCACACUGCUGUUUGCUUUGGGGUUGCUGACUGCUAGAGAUGGGUUUCAGUCUUAAUAAAGCACACAAAUUAACCCAAGGUGUAUCACAAAAGUACCAUUAAAGGCUUAUGGAGUCUGAAUGCAGCCUGGAAGAGGUUGAAGCAUUCAACAUGCAAAGGAGCAAUACAUUUUACGGCAUCGUGGUGGAUAACUAGUUGGCUUGAAUAAAAACCAUGUACUAAAGCAAAAUGCAAAUAAAAAA
Messenger RNA from Megalops cyprinoides (Indo-Pacific tarpon), 1289 nucleotides. RefSeq names its product stathmin 1b (gene stmn1b). The coding region runs from base 99 to 542 and encodes 147 amino acids. Gene Ontology annotation, cellular component: neuron projection; cytoplasm. Lineage: Eukaryota; Metazoa; Chordata; Actinopteri; Elopiformes; Megalopidae. Gene Ontology annotation, molecular function: tubulin binding. Gene Ontology annotation, biological process: neuron projection development; regulation of microtubule polymerization or depolymerization; microtubule depolymerization. The record is from RefSeq and is a predicted model, not a curated record. The transcript is spliced from 5 exons.